AUGCUGUCCUCUCGCAUCACCCGCGCGCUCCCGCGCACCACUCCUUUCGCUCGCGCUCCCGCUUUCAGAGUCCCCGGUGCUGCCGCUCGCAGAUGGAACUCCACCGAGGGUGGUGAGGAGAAGGUGAAGGGCCAGGUCAUCGGUAUUGACUUGGGUACCACCAACUCCGCUGUUGCCGUCAUGGAGGGCAAGACCCCCAAGAUCAUUGAGAACACCGAAGGUGCCAGAACCACUCCUUCCGUUGUUGCUUUCGCCCAGGACGGUGAGCGUCUGGUCGGUAUUGCCGCCAAGCGUCAGGCCGUUGUCAACCCCGAGAACACUCUCUUCGCCACCAAGCGUCUCAUCGGUCGCAAGUUCACCGACGCUGAGGUCCAGCGUGACAUCAAGGAGGUCCCCUACAAGAUCGUUCAGCACACCAACGGCGAUGCCUGGGUUGAGGCUCGUGGCCAGAAGUACUCUCCUUCCCAGAUUGGUGGUUUCGUCCUCAACAAGAUGAAGGAGACUGCCGAGAACUACCUCAGCAAGCCCGUUAAGAACGCUGUCGUCACUGUCCCCGCCUACUUCAACGACUCCCAGCGUCAGGCCACCAAGGACGCCGGUCAGAUCGCUGGUCUCAACGUUCUCCGUGUCGUUAACGAGCCCACUGCCGCCGCUCUUGCCUACGGUCUUGAGAAGGAGGCCGACCGCGUUGUCGCCGUCUACGAUCUUGGUGGUGGUACUUUCGAUAUCUCCGUUCUGGAGAUCCAGAAGGGUGUUUUCGAGGUCAAGUCCACCAACGGUGACACCCACCUUGGUGGUGAGGACUUCGAUAUUGCCCUUGUCCGCCAGAUUGUCCAGCAGUUCAAGAAGGAGUCCGGCCUGGACCUCUCCGGUGACCGCAUGGCUAUCCAGCGUAUCCGUGAGGCUGCUGAGAAGGCCAAGAUUGAGCUGUCUUCUUCUCUCCAGACUGAGAUCAACCUUCCUUUCAUCACUGCUGAUGCCAGCGGUGCCAAGCACAUCAACCACAAGAUGACCCGUGCCAGCCUCGAGUCCCUGGUUGACCCUCUCAUCAGCCGCACCGUUGAGCCCGUCCGCAAGGCCCUCAAGGAUGCCAACCUGCAGUCCGGUGACAUCCAGGACAUCAUCCUGGUCGGUGGUAUGACCCGUAUGCCCAAGGUCACCGAGUCCGUCAAGUCCAUGUUCGGCCGUGACCCCGCCAAGUCCGUCAACCCCGAUGAGGCUGUCGCCAUCGGUGCUGCCAUCCAGGGUGCCGUCCUUGCUGGUGAGGUCACUGACGUCCUUCUGCUCGAUGUCACUCCCCUCUCUCUCGGUAUUGAGACCCUUGGUGGUGUUUUCACCCGUCUGAUCAACCGCAACACCACCAUCCCCACCAAGAAGUCCCAGACCUUCUCCACCGCCGCUGAUUUCCAGACCGCUGUCGAGAUCAAGGUCUUCCAGGGUGAGCGUGAGCUCGUCAAGGACAACAAGCUCCUCGGAAACUUCCAGCUUGUUGGUAUCCCCCCUGCCCACCGUGGUGUUCCCCAGGUCGAGGUUACCUUCGACAUUGAUGCCGACUCCAUCGUCCACGUUGCCGCCAAGGACAAGUCCACCGGCAAGGACCAGUCCAUCACCAUUGCCUCCGGCUCCGGUCUCUCCGACUCUGAGAUCCAGUCCAUGGUCGAGGAUGCUGAGAAGUACGGUGCUCAGGACAAGGAGCGCAAGGCUGCUAUUGAGGCUGCCAACCGCGCCGACAGCGUCGUGAACGACACUGAGAAGGCUCUCAAGGAGUUCGAGGACCGCCUUGACAAGGCCGAGGCCGACCAGAUCCGCGAGAAGAUUGCCACCCUCCGCGAGUUCAUUGCCCAGAACCAGUCCGGUGAGGGCACUGCCACCGCUGAGGAGUUCAAGCAGAAGACCGACGAGCUCCAGAACGCCAGCUUGACCCUCUUCGACAAGAUGCACAAGGCUCAGUCCGAGCAGCAGCAGCAGCAGCAGAGCGGUGAGGGCGAGAACAAGGCCUAA
Aspergillus tubingensis is the source of this 2001-nucleotide messenger RNA. Its product is annotated as Hsp70 family protein. Lineage: Eukaryota; Fungi; Ascomycota; Eurotiomycetes; Eurotiales; Aspergillaceae. Gene Ontology annotation, biological process: cellular response to unfolded protein; protein refolding. Gene Ontology annotation, cellular component: mitochondrion; cytoplasm. The record is from RefSeq and is a predicted model, not a curated record. Gene Ontology annotation, molecular function: ATP binding; ATP-dependent protein folding chaperone; ATP hydrolysis activity. Bases 1 to 2001 code for a protein of 666 amino acids. The transcript has 4 exons.